UAGAGUCAUGUGACAUCAUCAGGAAGUACUCGGCUACAUGACACUGUAGUUUACGGGCUGGCGCAGCUUACACCGGCCAGCAUGCUUAUAUCGACUACCUGUUUAUGCUUGACGAAGUAUUUAACAUCUCGUGCAGAAGACAGGUGCGUUCAAGUAAAUGAUUCAUACGUUGACUAAUCAAACCUCUUCUUGAAGCGUCGCUCACUGUGGUGCGCAUGCGUGUGCGGGUACCAUGAAGGUAAAGGUGAUCUCCAUCCUGGAAGACAACUACAUGUACCUGGUGAUAGAGGAGCAGAGCAAACAGGCGAUAGCUGUGGACCCGGCUGUGCCACACCGGCUGCUAGAAAUAGUGAAACGAGAAGGCGUCUCCUUGAUAGCUGUUCUCACCACACACCAUCACUGGGACCACGCUCGUGGGAAUGAGGCUCUGGUGAAGGAGGUCCCUGGCCUGAGGGUGUACGGGGGAGACGAUCGAAUCGGGGGUCUGACGGAUAAAGUGACAAAUGCACAGGAACUGAAGUUUAGCUCCAUCAAUGUGAGGUGCCUGUUUACUCCCUGCCAUACCUCUGGUCACAUGUGCUACUUUGUUUGGGAGGAUGAGUGCACUGACGCCCCUGCUGUGUUCACAGGGGAUACGUUGUUUAUUGGUGGAUGUGGACGGUUCCUUGAGGGUACAGCAGAGCAGAUGUACCACAACCUCACCCAGGUGCUUGGUUCCCUACCUCAAGACACGAAGGUGUUUUGUGGGCACGAGUACACCAUAAAGAACUUGAAGUUUGCCAUGCUGGUGGAGCCAGAAAAUGAAAAGGUUAAGGAGAUGCUGAGCUGGGCCAGGGCAAGAGAUGAUGAUGACAAACCCACAGUGCCAUCUACACUGAUGGAAGAAUUCGAAUACAACCCUUUUCUUCGUGUCUCGGAGGAAGCAGUGCAGAAGUUCACGGGGAAGACUGACCCCAUAGAGGUGCUGAGGGUCCUGCGAAAAGAGAAGGACAAAUUCAAGAAGCCCAAGGAGAGACUUCCUCCUCACGCCAUGCUGGCUCUGGAAUGGGGGCUCCUCAGACCUUGAAGUCCACAUUCACAGGCAUCAGCAGUAGUAUGUAAAUCAGUUAACCAGAGCUAACAGAAUGAGGAUGAGGGUGAAAAACUGAAUGCAGCGAGACACAAGACCUGUAGAGUGCAUUGUUUUGUUGCUUUAAAACAAAGUCUGACCAAUACACCCCUGAGUGCUGGUUAACCAUCAAGUGGAAUCCCCUCUUUGCAUUUAAAAUGCAGUACAAAGCUGCUGUCAUUAAAUAUUCCUCAGAAACAAAUUAAUUUAGAGGCCGGUCUCCCAGUCUCUUACACACCAACUGCACCAGUUAACGUCUGUUAAUACCAAUUUUCAGUAAAACUGUCGAGAUUACAUUUUGUGUAUUUAUUGAUUCAAAUAACUGGUUUUGGAAGAAAUGUAACCUUCAGUUCAUUAUUAUUUGUAUGCAUGUGAAACUUUCAUUGCUUUGAUAUUUACUUUUUUUUUAUAGACAUUUUUCUGUCUGGUAACAUUGCUACAGUUCUCUCAUUUAACUUUUUUGGUCAGUUUAGAGAUGAUGUAUAUGUGUAUAUAUAUAUUUCCCAGUGUCUUUGUCCUCUUAAUUCUGGAAGUGAAAGCUUCAGAUCUAAUUUACCUUAAUUUAAGUGAAUUUGUUUGUCAUUUAGACUCUACCUUGUGCUCACUAUUUUGGGACAGGUAUCGAAUAUGUUAAAGUGUAUUACAAGGGUAGAAAAAUACAUGCAGUGAACAUCACUAUGAAUGUAAAUUGAUGAUUUUCAUCCCAAAGAUUACAUGCACAAAAUACAAGAGCCUAAAAGCUGUAUAUGGGAGUCAAAAGAUUAUUUAAUAAAACAUCGGUCUCAAUCCA
Maylandia zebra (zebra mbuna) is the source of this 1898-nucleotide messenger RNA. RefSeq names its product hydroxyacylglutathione hydrolase-like protein. Gene Ontology annotation, molecular function: hydroxyacylglutathione hydrolase activity. The record is from RefSeq and is a predicted model, not a curated record. NCBI's taxonomy places the organism in Eukaryota, Metazoa, Chordata, Actinopteri, Cichliformes, Cichlidae.